AUCCUGAUUACGUGCUUCUAGGCUUGGAAAAAAAAACCAUCUCCCCCUCUAAUAAUUUUAAAUUUCUAAUCCACGCUUAUAGUCCUAUUUAAACCAAUGUCGUAAGAAAUAUCUCGCACUAUUCCUCAAACAUUUCCUUGACAGGAUAUGAAUCACGUGACCAAAAAUUACUUUGUCUACAUGACGCGAUGUUUGUUUAUGUUUCAUACUUCCGAGCAAUCAACUAAAACAGCUCGACCUCACCCCAUACCAAUCAUCCUAAUGUCAUCGCAAACCUCUUCCUCCCUCAAGUCGCGGCAACUAACACACCUUGCGAACCAGCUUUCCCAACUCCAAUCAAACUUGGCCGACUUCAACCAGCUUCUAAGCAUCACAUGUUUGCAAACGCAGUAUAUGAAGAAACUCGGGAUGAUGCAUGGGGCGCUAUUCAUGGGGAGUCAUCGUGUGUUUGAAGAAGAGGCCUUACGCUUCAGCAACUCGGGAUCUGGCCAACAGGAAGAUGAUACUGAGACCCAGGACAGUGCAGUUCAACUGGAUGCCGAGGAAAAAUAGAGGUGCCAUCCUACAACUUUCUGCUAAACAUUUGCUUGUUGUGCCGCGGUUUAAGAGAAACCCAAUCACUAUAUUUUGCUACGGUACAAUACAUCUC
Molecule: messenger RNA, 649 nt
Organism: Babjeviella inositovora NRRL Y-12698
Lineage: Eukaryota; Fungi; Ascomycota; Pichiomycetes; Serinales
Gene: HSK3
Product: Hsk3p
Exons: 1
Coding region: 148-552 (134 amino acids)
Biological process (GO): attachment of spindle microtubules to kinetochore
Cellular component (GO): DASH complex
Source: RefSeq, a predicted model, not a curated record